Molecule: messenger RNA, 1539 nt
Organism: Sitodiplosis mosellana (orange wheat blossom midge)
Lineage: Eukaryota; Metazoa; Arthropoda; Insecta; Diptera; Cecidomyiidae
Gene: Ubc4
Product: ubiquitin-conjugating enzyme E2-22 kDa
Exons: 4
Coding region: 79-678 (199 amino acids)
Biological process (GO): proteasome-mediated ubiquitin-dependent protein catabolic process; protein polyubiquitination
Cellular component (GO): nucleus
Molecular function (GO): ubiquitin conjugating enzyme activity; protein binding
Source: RefSeq, a predicted model, not a curated record
CGAAGAGUGAAGAAAGAAAAAAAAAACACACAAAAUUUUUUGUCAUAGAAAUUAUCAACAUAGGUAUAAGCGUUCAAAAUGGCGAACAUGGCGGUAUCUCGAAUAAAAAGAGAAUUCAAAGAAGUCAUUAAAAGCGAAGAGAUCGUUCAAUGCUCCAUCAAAAUCGAACUAGUAAAUGACAGUUGGACAGAAUUGAGAGGUGAAAUCGCUGGUCCACCAGAUACACCAUAUGAAGGCGGAAAGUUUCAGUUGGAAAUCAAAGUGCCAGAAACCUAUCCAUUCAAUCCCCCAAAGGUUAGAUUCAUCACACGAAUUUGGCACCCAAACAUAUCUUCCGUAACUGGUGCUAUUUGCUUGGACAUUUUAAAAGACAAUUGGGCUGCAGCUAUGACACUACGCACUGUACUGUUAUCAUUGCAAGCGCUGCUAUCGGCUGCCGAACCAGAUGAUCCACAGGAUGCGGUCGUUGCAUCACAAUACAAAGAAAAGUACGAUAUGUUUGUUUUGACAGCCAAGCAUUGGACAAAUGCGUAUGCCGGUGGUCCAAAUCGGAUUCAAGAUUGCGAUCAGAAAAUUCAGCGUUUGCGUGAUAUGGGAAUUCAGGAGCACGAAGCCAGAUCAGUUUUGUCGAAGGAGAAUUGGAAUUUAGAAAAAGCCACUGAAAACCUAUUCAGUUAGCUCCAAAACAAAGAAAAUUCCUAAAAGCAUAAAACAUAUUUCGAGAGAUGUUGAAGAAGAAAAUCAAUAAAACGAAAACGACCAAGACAACAAGAAAGAGCAAAACCAUUUGCAAUGGUCAAGUGAAUUUUAACCAAACUGGCCGUUAUUACUGAACAAACAUACACACAUACACAAAUCCACUUAAAUUAUUAUUCCCUAUUUUGUUUUUCAUAUGUAAUAGUUUUUUUUUAAACCGCGACAAGGAAUUUAUUUUUCUAUACAAUUUACUGUUGAAUCGGUUCACAAUAAUUCAAUCCGUUCACAUAGUUUCGAACUUCAUAAUUUUUUGUUCUGUCAUAUAUUGUAUCAUCAUAAUUUUUGUAUUCAAUUUUGUUUUCCAAAAAUGAUUUGUCGUGUGUCACGCUCAGAAUCGAUUGAUGCUACGCAUUACAGGUCUGUGUGUGACACACUUGUUGCGAAUGCUUAUCGAAUUGCGCAUGAUACACUACGGUUGAUUUGUGAAUGGAUCUUAGAAGAUUCAACCUGAAAACACACAAAACAUCCGUAAUUUGAAUUAAGCCGAAGUUAAAAAAAAACAACAACAAUAACAACAACAACCACACAUGCAUCAAAAACAAAGGAAAGAAGAAAAUAAAAUUCUAUUGUGCGAACGUUAUUAAAUUGUAAAUAUUGACAACAAAUUAUUGCGAAACUCUUUAAAUUGUUUUAACAUUUAAAUUUAAAUUAACUAUGAAAACUGAGAAAUGAUUAAAUACCCGGUGUAGCUGAGAGAAAUGUACUAUAUUAAUAAGAGAAUGCUUCUCAAAAACAAUUGUAAGUCUAAGUUCAUGAUUAAAAAUCGAAAUUAAAAUUGAUAAA